AUAAGCAGUGGAAGUGUCAGUGUCAGCAGGUUGGAGCGAUGGCGUGGAUUCAGCUUCUGCUCUUCUCUCUUCUUCUCUCCUUCACUCCUCUCACUACACUGUCUCGCAGCGUACGUGAUGCUGGUGAUGGUGAUGAUGAUGAUGAUGAUGGGACUGUAUGUAAAGGUAUCUGUGGGGCCAUUGGUGAGGAACUGAAAAGCUGCAGCGGGAAACUGGCCGAGAAAACAGAUUACAGCUUUACCCUGGAGAAGGAUCUCUUCGUGGUGAAGGAGCAGCUGAGGUUGACCAAACUGUUGUGUAUAAACGCCUCUCAGGUGUACUCAGGGCAGAUUGCAGCUCUGCAGAACCAGCUGGGCAGCAUGCUACAGCAACUCAGGGAAAAAGUCACCCAGGGACCAUCUCAAGUCGUGUCAGACAUCCUGCAGGAGUAUGUGAAAGCUCAGAAGCUGGAGUUGGACCUUUUAUCGGAGACAGAUCCGAAGAAGGUCUCAGAGAUAAAGGAUCAACUGAAAAAGUCGACAGCUGACCUGAAGAAGCUGGUGGGGAAAUUGAACGAGAUAGAGUGUCAGACCACGAACAGCAGCCAAAGUCUCGAGAAGGAGCUAAAUGAGAAAUCAGACAGGAUUUCAGAACUGCUUGGCCGGAAUCGGUAUUUGGAGGAGAAGAUCGCUGACACGCUGACAGAAUGCAACGACCUUCAGGAGAAUUACAACAAUUUGGAGGAGAAGAUUGAACACACAGAGACAGAAUACAACAAUUUGGAGAAAAAUUACCAAGAAUUAUUAAAUAAGGUGCCUAUAGAGACUGGAAAACCAGAUUCAAACCUGAAGCUGACUCUGGACAUUCUGCCUCUGAUCCAGGAAAUCAACAAGCUCGAGGACAGAAUCCGCUCCGAGACAUCCAAGGCCAACAAAAAAAAGCUAGAGGAUGAGCUGAGAGAGAAGAAGAAACAACUGGAAGCUAAGAAGAAGGAAGUCAAAGAUCCAGAAACAAUUAAAACUCUGACCAUUAUCUCCAAGCUGGAGGAGCUGUGGAAGUUUCAGAAUGAGAACCUGGACCUGGACAGUCUGGACCAAAUCAAAGAUAAGAAAGAGGAAGUGCUCGGACUCAUCUCUCAACUGGACGACUCAAACCUGGCCAAGAUCAUGCUGAAGAACUUGGUUUUGUUGUCAGAUCAAACACAUCUACAGAGACUCAUAUCAGACCUCAGAGAGAAGGCCGACAAACAGAUAGCAGAACUGCAGGAGGAUGUGAAGAAGAAGGAGGAGGAGCUGAAGAGGAAGAACACAGAGCUGGGGCAGAAGGACAGUGACAUAGCUACGCUAACCAACGAUAUCAAGAAUUUGAGGGAAGAAGUGAAGAAACUCAAGAAACAACUGAAAGACCUGGAGUACUUGACAUCACAGAUCACAGAACUGCAGAUGGAGCUGGACAAGAAGAAGCAGGAGCUGGAGAAAUGGAAAAACUCUCUGGAGGUGAAGGAAUCCGAGUUAGCAAAGAACGUGAUAAAGAUCACGGAGCUCCAGGGGAAACUGAGACAGACUGAAGAGGAAGCCAGAAGGAGAACCCAGGAGGCUAUGAAAAGCAUAACAGAUCUGAGGGAGCAGCUGGAGAAGGAAGAGGGAGAAAAUAAAAGACUACAGGCUGAGCUGAAGAGGGCUACGGAGUGCAGCGACCUCGAGAAAUCUUACAACAAACUGAAGGCCGAGUUUGGUGACACGGUGUCGAAGCUGAACGAUACACUGAUCAAUCAAGUGUUUACAGUGGACGCUCUCAAACAGGAAAUAGACAGACUGAAGGAGGAAAUCGACUCGUCUGAAGGAAACGUGGACGAGCUGAAGCAGAGACUGGAAGAGAAGAUAGCAGAGCUCGAGCAGGCCAAGAAGAAUAUCAGGAAGUGGAGGAAAGAAUCUCUGCAGCUUCAGAGGUUACUGGAGGAUUUGAGGAAGGUGAACAGGAAGCAGGAGGAACACAUCCAAGACUAUUUAGCCAAGAUUAACCAACUAGAGGAGGAGAUGGAGGAUUUGUUGACCCAACUGUCGGCCAGCGGAAACGAGAAAGCUUCACUGUCCAUCCAGGUGAUCUUCCUGAAGGAGGAAGUGGCUAAGUUGAAUAAAGCUCUAGCGAGGCUUGAGGAGGAGCAGCAGGAGAAGACAGCAGGUUUGGAGAAGGUGAUCGAAGAGAAGAAUAAAGAGAUUGCUUACCUGAAGAGCAGCGGAUGUGGAACGGACCAGCUCAAGAACCAGAUCUCCAACCUUCAGCAGGAGCUGAAGGAGAAAGAGCAGGAGCUGAAGCAGCUGAGGAAAGAGAAUGCUGCACAGAUCACAGAGCUGCAGAAACAACUAACUGAGAAGAACCGCAAGCUGCAGGAGGCCAAAGAGGAACUGGAGGUACUGGACGAAGAAAACAUUAAACUGAUCGACAAAUUAGCCGAUCUGAAUACGCAGUUGAACAAUCAAAGAGAAGAGCAAAGGCGGAAUAUUCGAGCUGCACAGAAACGCAUCUCUGAGCUGGAGAAGCAGCUGAAGAAGAAGGAGAAGGACAUCUCUGACCUGAGUAACAGUAACACAGAGUGUGAGGAGCAGCUGAAGCAGAAGCAGAGGGAGAUUUCAGACCUGAACCAGGAGAAAGCUGAUCUUGAAAAGCAGCUGAAGAAAAAGAAGAAUGAACUCUCAAAUCUGAACGACAAUAACGCAGAGCUUAAAGAUCAGCUGAAGAAGAAGGAGACGGAAAUCUCAGACCUGGAGAACAAUAACACAGAACUCCAAAAGCAGCUGAGGCAGAAGGAGAAGGAACUUUCAGAACUGAGGAACACUAAUGAAGAUGUGAAACAGGAGAACAAGAAUCUGCGUGAUCAUCUGGCCACGCUGAAUGAGCAGCUCAAGGGAACAAAGAAGCUAGAAGAUCAGCUGAAGCAAAAGGAGAAGGAACUUUCAGACCUGAAGGAGAAGAAUGCUGACGUGACGAGUGAGAACGAGCGUCUACAUGGAGAUGUGAAGAAACUGAACAACCGAGUAAAAGCCCUGGAGAAAAGUGAAGAUCAGCUGAGGCAAACGGAGAAGGAGAUCUCAGAGCUGAAGAGAGAAAACAACAAGCUGCUUGCUGAGAAGGAGAAUCUGCAAGAAGAUGUGACCAAACUAAAAAAACAGUUAAAGGAUCUGGAGAAACCGCCAGUCACGCCCAAACCCCAAGUCACCAUCAAUUCUCUGCAGUUUGACCCCAACACGGCUCACAGUAGACUCCUUAUCUCUGAUGACCGGCAGUCAGUGCGUGGUGUUCAGUACUCCAUCGUGCGACCCGACAACCUGAGACGCUACGACACCGUGAUCGGCGCCCUCGCAGGAACGGGCUUCACUGGCGGCAGGCCGUACUGGGAGGUACAGGUGAAAGAUCGCUCCUGCUUCACAGUGGGUGUAGCGGCUGAAUCUGCACCCAGGAAAGGAAGGAUCGACUUCAGGCCCAGUUAUGGAUACUGGGUCAUCCAGAAAGGGAACAGGCAGCUCUAUCUGCUAACAGAAGAAGCUUUCGUGAUCCACCUUACCAACCAACUCAACAUCAUCGGGGUCCUGAUCGACUUCUUCCAUGGAGAGGUAGCCUUCUACAACUCUGAAACCAGAACAGCCCUCGGCGUCUUCAGAGGGAACCGCUUCACAGAGAAGCUCUACCCCUUUGUGGCUACCUGCGGUCAAGAGGGUCCAGCAGACUGGCCCAUAGAGCUGCUGGAUACUGGCUUCCCACAUUGGCUUCCUAACUAGUACACACACACACACACACACACACACAGACACACAGACACAGAUUAUACCCUUGUAACUUUUGCAUUAUUUCCUGAAAUUAAAAAAAAUCUGUUUUGCUUUC
Messenger RNA from Hemibagrus wyckioides, 3858 nucleotides. Its product is annotated as putative leucine-rich repeat-containing protein DDB_G0290503. NCBI's taxonomy places the organism in Eukaryota, Metazoa, Chordata, Actinopteri, Siluriformes, Bagridae. The transcript is spliced from 45 exons. Gene Ontology annotation, molecular function: protein binding. The record is from RefSeq and is a predicted model, not a curated record. Bases 39 to 3755 code for a protein of 1238 amino acids.